Solea solea (common sole) is the source of this 2513-nucleotide messenger RNA. RefSeq names its product prolyl 3-hydroxylase 3 (gene p3h3). Gene Ontology annotation, molecular function: iron ion binding; procollagen-proline 3-dioxygenase activity; protein binding. Gene Ontology annotation, cellular component: endoplasmic reticulum. Gene Ontology annotation, biological process: collagen metabolic process. The coding region runs from base 23 to 2239 and encodes 738 amino acids. The transcript has 16 exons. Lineage: Eukaryota; Metazoa; Chordata; Actinopteri; Pleuronectiformes; Soleidae. The record is from RefSeq and is a predicted model, not a curated record.
CGCUCUGUUCCUCAGACUGACCAUGGCGCAGCUCCUCACUCUUCUCGCUGUAUACGUGGCGUUUCAUUUUGUUCUUUCAGCAUCUCAUCAGGUCAACGCAGCAGCUCCGGGUGUCGUAGGCAACGCUAAUGUCCUGUCUCUUCUGCAGCCUUAUGACCUUUUGUAUUACAGCGGGGUUCGAGCUUACUUUGGCCAGGAGUGGCAGAAAGCUGCGGAGCUGCUGGAGAAAUCCAUCCUGACCAAGGAAUCUCUGCUCAGUGUCCGCAGACAGUGUCAUAAAGACUGUGUGACUACAGGCAGAGAAGCACUGCAAAACCUGGACUCUGAGGAGGGAAGCCUGUGGGACCUCUGGGCAUUGGACUGGGUUCAGCAGAGAGCUGAGUGUUUGCGGUUCUGUAUUCGACGCUCAGUCACUCCUGCAGGGCAGCUUCCUGUUUCAUCAGACAUAGAGUAUGAAUUUGGCACUCGCAACCCCUACAACUUUCUGCAGGUCACGUACUACAAGUUGGAAAAGUUGCAGAAGGCGGCGUCAGCAGCUCAUACAUACUUUGUGGCCAAUCCCAGUCACCUGGAGAUGAGGAACAACAUUGAGAAGUACAGGAGGAUGGAAGGAGUGACUGAAGAGGACUUUCAGGACAGAGAGUUCCUGAAUGAGAAGCACUGGGUCCUUUACGAUGCUGCAGUCCAGUUGGAGGCCGCCUUUGACUGGGCGCAAGUGUCCAAGAAAUGGAAAGAGUGUGUGAAUGAAACUCUGCGGCAGACAGAGGAGUGCAGGGUGCAGUGUGAGGUGUCCUCCCAACGGCUGCCUGAGGACAGGGGAGUGAAUGGUGUUGACGGUGUGUUCGAGAAGGCUGCAGCUCUUUCUCUCUCCCUGCUCGCAUGCCGGCAGUACUGUGUGAUUCAGGUUUCCACACGGCCUGGAAGGAUUUCUGCUCAAGAGGACUACCUGCCCACACAGCUGGAGCAUCUGCACAUAGCUCAGUUUAAAGCUGGUGAUGUUCGCGGAGCGGUGCAGUCUGUGCGCUCCCUUCUCCUGUUCUAUCCCUCUGACAAGGACUCUUUAGACAAUCUGCAGCUCUACUAUGAGACACUAGGAGGAGACACAGAGUCACAAGACAUACAGCCUUCUCAGGAGAUUGUCAGAUACAUCAGUCAAUCUUUGCAGGAAAAGGAGCUACUGUAUUUUGGGAUGGAGAACCUUGCCUUUUCUUUCACUGACCCAGAUCUUUGGACUCCAGAGAAAGUUGUCCCUGAAUCACUGAGGGAGGCCUGGAGAGCUGAACAAGAGAAAAUGAAUGAGAAAAUGAAAGGCGGUUAUCAGCAAGAUGAAGUGGACGACAGUGGCUUUUUCUCAGGUGGUCCAGUACCUCGCGUGGGUGUAACCAUCACCAUGGAUGACGACAAGCUGAACGGGACCAAUCGUGUAGUACUGGACGGAGUCAUGACUGAGACAGAGUGUGACAGAAUACUGCAGUUAGCCACGGCUGCGGUGUCAGCUGGAGAUGGUUACCGAGGACGACGGUCUCCACAUACACCGCACGAGACAUUUGAGGGCCUGACUGUGCUCAGGGCUGUGAAGUUGGCUCAGGACGGCAUGAUCAACCAGACAGAUGCCAGGCUGUUACACGAGCUGGGCGAGCGAGCGCGAGACCUGCUGCAUUCCUACUUCAGAAGCCCCUCAGGACUCCACAUCUCUUUCACACACUUGGUCUGUCGCACUGCUAUCACAGGUGACCAGGAGGGCAGAUCAGACCUGUCUCACCCUGUCCAUGUGGACAACUGUCUCCUCGAGCCAGACACCAAGCAGUGCUGGAAGGAACCGCCAGCAUUCAUACACAGAGACCUCAGUGCCAUUCUCUACCUGAAUGACAACUUUAAUGGUGGAGAUUUAUUUUUCACAAGCCGGGAUGCAAAGACAAUAACAGCCCAAAUCAAACCAAGCUGUGGUCGACUGGUGGGCUUCUCCUCGGGUCCAGUAAACCCCCACGGAGUUACUGCAGUGACCAGUGGCCGGCGCUGCUCGCUGGCCCUGUGGUUUACGAAAGACAAGAUCUACAGGGACAUGGAGCGGGAGGAAGCAGAGGCCUUGUGGGCGGCAGAUGGACAUACUGUGGUGAAAAAGGAAGAGGAUGAGGGAAAAGGAAGCGUCACCACCACCACCAGGAAUGCUCGGAGCCAAGCACCAAAGGAGAAGAACAGAGGGAGAGGCAGGGUGACGGGGGGCAAAGAUGAGCUGUGAGAACCACAACAAACCUUAAAGACUAGAACUGGAACACAUCUUCAUUUGCAUCCAGUGCUUUCAUCACAGGACCAACACAGCAGCCAUGAAAACUUCACAUUAUCUUUCCGUUUUUUUACACACACAUUCGCUCUCCUCAUCCUGCUGCAUUUUUGUGUAAAGCAUGCAUGUAUAUACUGUAUUUAUAUUGUAUAUGAUGAAGGUAAGUGAGGGAAACCGCUGUCCUGUCCUGUCUGAGAAUGGAGGAGAAUAAAAUAAUGAAUGUGACUCUUAA